CCCUUCUUUAAAAGAAUGGGAACAAGAAAAUUUGGACGAGUAAUUAGAAGUAUGGACAAUAGGUUUAGUAAUGAGAUAAUGGGAGACUGGGAACAGGAGGACGAUGAUAGUAGGAAGAAGGCGGCCAUGGGGAAGAGGGGUUCUGGAAGUGGACAAACACUACCAUUCUGCCAGGUGGAAGGGUGCACGACCGAUAUGACUAGGUCCAAACCAUAUCACCGACGACAUAAAGUGUGUGAGGUUCAUGCUAAGGCUCCAAUUGUGGUUAUUGGUGGACGCCAACAGCGUUUCUGUCAGCAAUGCAGCAGGUUUCAUGACCUGUCAGAAUUUGAUGAUGUGAAAAGGAGUUGUCGUAGGCGUUUGGCUGGGCAUAAUGAACGACGGCGCAAAAGCUCCUAUGAAUCUUACGGAGAAACUUCUGGAUGAGAAUCUUCAAAUUAUGAAAGAAGAUUCUUGUAAUGAAAUAAGACAUAAAUAACAACACUAUUAUAUCGACUAGGCACGCUCCCUCUCUUCUGUCAGUCUAUGGACUAUAGAGUUUUACUCUACUGUCUUAACUUAUAUGUAAUAAUACUAAAGCGUUAUCUAUUUCGGCGCAUGGCCCACAGGUGUACUUAAUAAGUUCACACCGUUGCUAAUAAAGGAAACCAUACACCCUCCGAAUACUUAAUCGCUUCAUUACGCAACCCAUUUGGUAAGCAGUUUUCGGAUUCCUGUAUUACUGUUGUAUAAAUGAAGUAUACAAGUGCACCAGUGUUUUGUUUUA
Messenger RNA from Erigeron canadensis, 766 nucleotides. RefSeq names its product squamosa promoter-binding protein 1. The transcript is spliced from 2 exons. The record is from RefSeq and is a predicted model, not a curated record. Gene Ontology annotation, biological process: flower development. The coding region runs from base 16 to 426 and encodes 136 amino acids. NCBI's taxonomy places the organism in Eukaryota, Viridiplantae, Streptophyta, Magnoliopsida, Asterales, Asteraceae. Gene Ontology annotation, cellular component: nucleus. Gene Ontology annotation, molecular function: DNA binding; DNA-binding transcription factor activity.